CGUCCGGCAUUUAAUCUGACAGUUUUGCUCGGAGAGAUGAGCUUUGCUGCCUAACCUGGCUCUUUUCGGGCCUGUUAGAUCAGCGUAUUAAAGUUAAAAUUUGUAUAUUUCGACAAUUGCUAUGUCUCUUUACCGGUGCUCUCAUAAACUGUGUAUUAAAUGUUUGUAAAAUGUAAGCAAUCUGUGAUAAAAGUGCAAUCUUUCCAGGGUAGCAACUCGUCGAAUUCCUUACCGAGCUGAUAUCCAAAGAUCUUGUUGAUAAGUCUUGCCUUCUGUGUUGACUCUUCAUUCAUCAUUGAUUGAAGACCAUCCUAUGUAUCCCACUGCCUUCAUGUGAGUGUAAUCUCUGACUCGCAGUUUAUGAUCUACCAACAUAACCAUACAUCUUAAGAUCUCAUAUACUACACUGUCUGAUAAGUACUCAUCAGUUGCCAUUGUACUCUUCAACCUGCCGCCUGCCACAUACAUGUGCUUUGCCAGUUCUUCAAGUUUUCGUAAAAUUACAUAUAGAGGAUUGGAUGAAGCCAAUGAGAACAAUAUCAAACAUCAACGCCAAAUCAAACUCAAGAGCUUAAACCUGUGUGGUUUGACUGGAUGAUAACAUUGCCAAAGUUCAAGAUAUUAAAACUGAUUCCCAACUUGGAGCUAGUCGAUGGUAGAGUUCAGGAAACUGGAUAUUAGCAAGCUAUAUCAAACUACGGUUGUGACAAACUGUUCCAAUAUUGUAUUUCAAAGAUAACCACAUCAGUGUUCACUUGUUCACUGAAAUAUUGACUUCUGCCACUGUAGGAUGCUAAGUGACAUUCUUGUGGAUAAAAUCUGUCUGUGAUAUUUCAAAGUCGCUCAAACUUGAGUCGUGAACACAAAAGUAAGUGCCAUGCAGACUCCAGGAGCUUCCAGCCCAUGGGGAGGCAGUUCCAGUUUGAGUGGACUGGAGUCAAACUGGGGUAUCAGUACCUCAAAUUAUUCCUCAGGUGCCAAUAACAUGAAUCUGUUAGGUUAUGGAGUCAACAGCAGUCUUUCGAACAACCAAGGACAUAUGCAAUCUGGUGCAAGUUCCACAUUUGCAGAUAAUUCCAGCCGUGGGGGCUGGGGUGCCCCAGGGACAAUACCCCCCUCACAGUCUACAAACAAAAUGCCAACAGGUUCAAUUGGAAAUAUGCAAGGGUCUUUGCCAGUAAGUGGUGCUCAACCAAAUGGACCUCAGUCUAACCAGCAGAGUGGUUCAUUCACCACUUCUCAGUCACCUGGGCCUAAUGGGGGCCUAAACUCACAGGGUAAUAGUGCAUUUGGUAACAAUGUGGGCUUUCAAAAAACCUCCACCGGUAAUGUAUCCUCUGGUCUCGCUAUUAAUCCAGCCACUAGUAUUAUGAACAGUUCAAAUGGGAGUAGUGCUCAAAACAGUGACAAUCUUGGCUCCGCUGGAUGGGGAGCAACUUCUUCAGGAGCCGAUUCCAGGUUAACGGGAACAAAUAAUUGGGGAAAUCCAACUAGUGCUGAUUGGGAUCAAAACUCCACAAGUGUGUCUCAGAAUGUGGGCCCAAACCCCCAGGCUGCCGGCCAGGCUGAUCCGAGACCAAGUUCCUGGGCCCAGGCAGCAGGCAAAGGCCUAAAUCUUCAAGCCAGUAACCAACCUGCUCCAAGCUCUAUGACCCCAGAAGAAAUUCAGCGCCAAGCUGUAUUCAGGAUGGCAAUCGAAAGUCAUGAGGGAUGGGGAAAGAAACCCAUCCGCCAAGAUACUGAGUGGAAUGUAGAGACUUCUCCUAAAGUACAACGCAAAAUCACCACUGCUCCAGUAGUGCCAGAACAACAGCAAAAGGGAACAAAUAACAUGUGGAAUAACAAUAAUGGAACUGCCAUAUGGGAGGCCAACAAAGAACAGGCUUGGGGAGGCAGUCCAAACCAAGCUAGGGCCCCAGGCCAGCCCCCAGCUAACUGGCCGGGUGGUCAGAAGCCACCAGAUCCUUCCGGUGGUAGACAGUGGGUUGGUGCUCCAGGCCAGGCUCCAGGUCCUGACAAAGGGUCUUGGGGAGCACCGCCAAAUAGUCAGCAGGGCAGUGGACAAUGGGGCGGUAGCACAGAAACUGGCUCAUGGGGCGGAAAUUUCGGUGGCGGAAAUUCUGGAGCCAGUAGUGGUAUUUCUACUUGGGGUGACAAUGAGGGCACUGCAGGCUGGGGUGACAGCAGGGGCUCGGCAACUAGCGAUGGAACUAACUACUGGGGAGAACCACAGAGCAAACCAAGCCAACCUAACUGGAACAAUGCCCCUGUCGGUGUUCCACCUGGACCUCCGGCUAUUGGCCAGAAUCGUAUGAACAAAAUGGGAGGUGGAUGGGGAGAGCCUGUCGGACCACCAGAUUCAAAGAUUGAUGAUGGUACCAGCCUCUGGCAGGGAGGAGUUCCUCCACAACAACCCCGCCCAGGGAACUGGGGAGGUGACCCUGGAAAUCAAGGACAAUGGAAUCCCACUGUAGGAAAACCCAAUCCCAAAUUAGCAAACCAGAAUCCUGCUGCUUAUGGAGGCGUUGACGACCUGAAUUGGAAUCUACCCAAAGAAGACAUCUGGAGUGAAGAGAGUAUGGGAGGCUGGGAUGAUGCAGAUAUGGGCACAUGGAAUGACACUGCCGCACAGACUAACUCCUCCUGGAAUAGUGCCACUGGCUGGAAUAAGGACAAGAGAAAUAUUAUUGCCAAGGAUAACAUGAAGUUCCCUGGCGCAGCCUCCCAGCAGCCCCAGAUGAGGAGCAGACUCCUCCAGCAACUCAUGGACAUGGGCUUCAAGAAAGAUGAGGCUCAGCAUGCUCUCAUCACCAACAACAUGAACAUACAGAGUGCCGUUGCCGACCUGUACAAUCGUCGUGGUGCUUCUAAGAAGGAAGACUUUGAUAUGGGAAGGAUUCCAGGAUUGCUUCCAGACGAUGACAUAUCAGAUGCUCAACAUGACAGCAGCUCCUUCGUGCCUAACUUGACUCCCAUGCAAAAUACUCCAUUCAACAAUGCUCAAUCCAAGCUACCCAACCAGUACCCAUUCAACAAUGGACCUAGUCUCAACCAGUCUAGUCUUAAUUCAAACAAUCCCAGUAUUAACAAUGCUCUGCAGCAGAAGCUGAUGCAGAAGUUCCAAAACCAGCCCCCGCCGCCCACACCACAGUCUAUGAAUUCCAUGAACCCAUCUCAGGGAGGGCUUGGGCCUGGAGGGCAGCAAAAUGCUGCAGUGCAUCAGCAGAUGGCCCAACAGCAGAUUUUGCAGCAGCUGAGAAUGGCCGUCCAGGCCGGCCUUAUUUCCCCACAACUGCUGAACCGCCAGCUCCCCACUCCCGUCCUAGUCAUGCUCCAGCAGCUACUGCAACAGCAACAGAACCUUCAGCAGCUCAUCACUACGCAACACAUGCUGCAGCAGAACAAACUGAAAAUGAACCCUGUUGUCCAGCGCCAGCAGCUUGAAGAUGUGGCCGGCAAAGUCCAGUUGAUUAAACAGCAAAUACUACAUCUGCAAAAGAACAUCACAGCUGCACAGAAGGUGUUCAUGGACAAAAAUGAGAUCCAACCUCCACAGCAGCCUCCCCAGCAACUGCCCCAGGCUUCCCCUGAAACCUCGGAGAAUGCCCUUCAGAAUGAACUGCAGAACCUGUCCAUUGCCUCUUCCCAGCCCCAGUCCCGCCUGAACCAGUGGAGGAAGUCCACGCCUGACAAGGACUCUCCUGAUGACACGCCCACCUCAACAGCUAACCAAGCUACCACUCCCACCAACCUGACACCCACCACCACAACAGCUGAUGACGGAGGCGACAAGUCUGAACUCAACAAGACAGUCGGUUCCAAGCCUAUACAGCAAUCUAACUCUCAGUCAAAUCUCCGCCGAUUUGAUGACCUUGGUCUUGGUCAGCUAGGAGGUGAUUCUACUUGGUCAUCUACAGUUACAAGCAGUAGUUCUCAGAGCUGGCCCAACUCCUCAACAGAAGAUGACAAGUCUGCUUUAGAAUCUCAGAACUCGUCAGCAAGCACAACAUCUUCAAGCAGCAGCUCAGUAUUGGACACAAUUCCAGCCAUUCCGGAGUUUGUUCCUGGCAAGCCAUGGCAGGGCAUUCCAAAGAAUGUUGAGGACGACCCUCACAUCACACCUGGCAGUUUUGCCCGGUCUCUGAGUGUGAACACUAUCAAAGAUGACUAUCUGCUUACAUUGACCAAAUCAAGCCCAAACAGCGAAAGCAACUCUUCCUGGCCCCCAAAGCCUCAGGAGGGAGACAACAAACCAUGGAGUGCUGGUGAUAACAGUUUAGCUCCUUCAAGCUUUGGUUCCGAGGUAUGGGGCGUGCAGAUGGGAAAGGGCGCCAUGUCGAGACCCCCGCCAGGCCUUCCGCAGGGAAUGCAGCAGAAGUGGAUGGGCUCUGGUAUGAGUAGACAGCAUUCGUGGGCUGGCACUGCAACCAGAUUGGAUGGUCGGGGCAACUGGUCAGGUGAUCAUAUGCAGCCAUCCAUGCUGGCAUCCACAGUCCUUAUUCUGCAGAACCUGACACCUACUACCGAUGGUUCUACACUGCGGACCCUGUGCAUGCAACAUGGCCCUCUCCAGCAGUUCUAUCUAAACUUGAACCGUGGGGAAGCUCUUGUCAAGUACCGCUCCAUGGAUGAGGCCAGCAAGGCUCAAAAGGCCCUGAACCACUGUCUGCUCGGGAACACCACUAUCAUGGCACAGUCUGUGUCAGAGAUGGAUGCCAUGCAGUACAUAGAGCAACAACAGAGUGGUGGUGGGCUUGGCCAAGGCAUGUCAGGGGGAAACCAGUGGCCCCAGGGGGGCAUACAGCAGGCGAGGAGCUCAGCGGUGGGUGGAGGGCGUGGACGUAAUGAUAUGGGUGGUGGUGGCUGGGGAGGCGCCCCAACCCCAGUAUCCAGUGCCAUGUGGAGCGCAGGGGGCAGACCAAACAGCUCUGUACUGUGGGGAGGCAUGGAAGACACAGGCCCACACAAUCUGCUUGGAAGCAUGCUGGGCGGCCCCAUGUAACUCUGAAACACUAGGAGGAUGUGUAGUAACAUACACAUACAUUGAUUGUAUUAUGUAUUUGUUGACAUUGUGAUUUGUAUUAGCAAUUAUUAGUUUUAUUUUUAUGUUAAUGAUUACUUAAUGGAUUAUGUAUAUUACUUUGAAAGAGUUGUAAUUGUUUCCCUAAUGCAUCUUAUUGAUCUCUUGUAUGCGGGUUAGUUAUAAAUGUAUGGUAGUUGUGGGAUCACUUGAUGGUUAUAUUGUGUUCUCUGGGCCUAUGGUUCUGGCAGAUGGACACAUAUCACUUGAUGCAAAUAUAUUGGUGCUUCUUCAAAGAAGUAGCGCACAUGUUUUUAUUUUUAUACUUCGACGGAAGUAUUAAUGUGUCUUUCAUAUUUUUUUUUUCCAUUUGUCUUGUCAGAUAGUGUGUCAAGGAAAUCUGCCAAGCCUGUCUACCAGUAGCAUCAUAGGAGAGUUUUUAAUGUCAGUCAUUAUUGCUAUGUUGAACAUUGUUUAACCUCAAUUAUCAUGAUUAAGAUUAUUAAAGUUCUUUUAUUAUUUAUAUCACAUCAUGACAACCAAAAAAAUGCAAAAAACUACAAAAAAAACCACUAAAAAAACUCAUAAAACAGAUAUUUAUGUCAUUUUUAUUAUUGCUAUAUUAUUUGAUAUGUACAAAGAUAAGUGCAAAUUUUAUUAUAGACUUGUAUAAUUCCUAAUUGUUUGUAUUAUUUGUAAUAUUUUGUUUAUUUUCACUGAGUGGAAAUGUUGCUUGUCCUUGGAUAAGUUCUACCUGUGAUAUGGAGAUUCAGCCAUAGUUGAAUGAUGUAUCUUAUUGAAUGUUUUUACGUGCUAUGUUAGUUGACACAUUCUGAAGCAUCUCGGUAACCAUAUUGAAAAUGGAGCUCUUAUUAUGCCAUAUCUUUGAAGUUGUAAUAACUUAUUUAACUUGUAUAUAGAUUUAAGUCAUCUUUAAUGUAUUUAUAGUAGCUGUUUAAGACAAAUGGCCAGCUUUUUAAUAGCCUACACAAAUUCUUAAUUUAAGUAAUCUUUAAAAUACCAAUAGUAUUUUAACUUACAUAGUGCCUACAGAUUUAAUCAGUACUUGUAUAUUUGGCCAGAUUCCAAUCAGUUACUCUAAGAAUGUGCUUGAAUUGAAGAGUUGCUAUUUUUACCAGUGUCCCAGAGAAGUGUAAUGUAUCCGAGAUUUUUCCCUCCCGUGCAAUAUGGCUAUGGGGAACCUGUUUUGUUCCACUUGUUCUUCUUUGUUCAUAUCUUGGCAAAUUAAUCAUGUGUAUUUAAGGAGUAUUUUAAAACAUAGGAUACCACCCAAAAAAAUAACAAAAAAUAUGUCGGAUAAAAGGGUAGCCUAUGUUAUUCAAUACAUUUUAAUGUUAGUGAUACAAAAAACCCAUAUACAUUCUCAUUUGAGUAUAUCUGUUUGCAUUGUUUUGAAAUUGUUUUGAUAAAAACUGGAACCAAAAAAAUAAUGUAUAAAACACAAAAAUGCCAGUUUUAAUCAAAAUUGAUUUUUAUUUCUCAUUUUACAGAAAAUAAAAAAAAAUGUUUUAUAAUAUAAAAUCCAAGCAGAAAGUAAUACUUGUUAUUGCAUUAGAUGUUUUAUAUAUAUGCAAAUGUUAAGAACUUCUCCAAACUUUUGUCUUCAUUUUAAUGAUCUGUAUUUUUUAACGAAUACAAUUCCAUUUCAAUGUUGGUGGUCCUGUGAGGGCUGUAAGUGUAAAAUUGCUCAGGCUUAAGGUACUAGUCUGUGUGUGGUUUGUUUAGAAUGAGUUGUGUGAAUGUUGAAGAAGCUUGAUUGAAUUAAUUGCAUAUUAGUGCUAGUGUUGAUGGUUGGUUUACACUUGUGAUGUGGUACUUGCCUGUUUAGUGUCUUUAAGCAUUAAUCGUGAAGAAUUUGUACCAUCACAUUGACAUGUUAUAAAAACCCAGUCUUAUUUAAGAUUCACGGAUACAGUCUGUGGUUAACUAAAGGCUUGCCUACUGGUUAAUCAUGUGAAUUGAUGUCUGUAAAUUUGUCUCAAUUUCUAUUCACCCUAAUCGUGUACAGCUUUUUCUUUCCAAAGUCCAGUCUAUAUUAUUGCUUGAGAGUGUUUAUUGUCAAAUUAUAUACAUGUUAAUUAUGUGUAAUAUUUAUAUUUAAGUAUCAAAUACUAAACGUCCAUAAAUACAAACUACUUAAGUUUGUUGCUGUGCCUAUGGGCACUAUGACUGCUUGUAAUGGCCAAUUCCAUGUUUGUUUAUGCCUUCUGUAUGUCAAAGAUAUGGCAUUAUAUCAAAAUUGUUGACAUUCAUAAUUUUGUGUUCACAGUAAUUUGGUGAAGGGAUAUAACUGUGUUUGUAAAUAGUUCAGCCUUCAGAUGCUACUGUUUAUGUAUUUUGUUCAGUUGGUCUUGUUCCGUUGUGCAUUUAGGGUUACUACAAAACUUAAAAUUUUCUCAAAGUCAUCUCUUAGCAAAUUUAUAUUCAAGAAAUGCACAGCAAGUUUCUGUAGUUUGCCAAGCCGUGCUGUGAGAGGUCGUCCUAUCCAGUAGGGUAAUCCACUCUCACCAUGGCUGAUAUAGGGCACCAAUGUCAAGUAUUGAACCAAAUAAUUCCAUCUCACCAAAUAAAUCGAGCAUUAAUCAUUAUCCAUAUGCCAUACUCUGGUGUGAAUAUGCAAAGAAAGAAACUGUUUUAUCUUCCAUUGAAAUUUAUUUUAUAUAUAUAUAUAUAUAUAUAUAUGAAAAUUCUGCUUUUCUGUCUUGCAAUACCUUUAGCCAUCAUACAAUGUGAAGACAUUUAAAUAUGUAAAAAAAAAAAACAUUAAAAAAGAUUGUUUGCAUAUUCACAAGAGAGUACAAGUUUUCUCUGAUAUUCAGGCUCAGUAAAUGUGAUAAUCUAUUUAUAAGGCAGUCCCAUUCUCAUCUUUAAAUCCCUGUCUAUUAAGCAGCUAUUACAAAUUGUUUAUUACUUAUGCAUACUUGAGAACUGAUGCAAACUGUGAAAAAACAAUCUGGUCGUAGAUAUUGAGAUUUGUUGAUUACUUCUGUUAAAUUCAGUUAAUAUUUGAGAUGCUGAGGGAAACGAUGCAAUAAACUUUUAACAAAUAAUCAUGCUGUGUAUAUAACUGUAUUCCACGGAGCUCAAAGGAUAAAUAUCUGUCUGUAAUAAUUACACUAGUGCAAAUCUUAUAAUGUAGAGUAUUAUGAGCCAUGUUUGUAUCUCAUUCUAUGUUGUAGAUCUAAUAUUCAAGUGUAUUCUUUGAUUGUCAAGUGCUAAUAUUAUGACCUUGUAUUCAGACUAAUAGAGAUUGAAUGUUACAGAUAUUAUGUGCUCAAAAUUAGACCUGUUUAAACAUAACCUUUAUUUUGUAUUUUGCAUUUUGUAUGUUUUAGACUUUGCUGUUUUCAAACAAAUUGUUCCAAGGUAGAUUUUUAAGGAGAAUAUGAACAGUGCCAUGAGAGUGUUAUGAUGAAAAGUGUAUUCCAAAUUAUCCACAAGGGCCCAGCAUAGUUGGUGAUGUCUUUCAAUGCUUCAAAAUAUUUGCAAUAUCUGGUCAUGACAAUGUAUUUAUGUAUAAUACAUCUGAACAGUGUAUAGUUACUGGUUACUUUGAUUUCAAAUAAUGGAAAGUGGAGCACCAUUGCAUACAGCUGGAUAUCAACACAAACAAACUCAUGAUAUUAUCCACACUUAAAAAGCAGAAAGGAAACAAUCGACCAAAUAGUAUUUCUAGCUGUUUUUCUGUUUAGAUAUAGGUGCUACUUAUAUAUUUAUAUUAGUAAAGUUGUGUAGAUGAGAUUCAAAUCACCAUAAUGAGCAAGUUACUUUGUGUUAAGCAUUUAAGAAUAUAGUGUGCAUUUUAGAUAAUGUUUGUACAAUAGAACAAUGAUUUUUGUCUUGCCAAAAAAAAAAUUAACAAACCACCUUUGCAUACAUUCUUUUGUAACCAUCAUAGAAAAAUUGUUUAAUGUCAAGAUAACAUGAUAAGUCAUGUAAGUUCCAGAUUUAUAUGGAAAUUUAAUCACUUAUUUAAAACUGUAAACCAAAUUGCUGCCUAUAUAUUACUGUUGACUUUGCCAUAAACUGUAUUGUUUUCCCUGUAACCAUCAUAGCCAAAGCAAAAAUCGUUCAUUUUGUAUUUAUUGUAUCACUGUAGAUUUUAUGUACAAAUGAUUUAUUAAUAAUUUAAAUUUGUGAUAUUUGUUGUCAUACUAUCGAAAUUGUAGGUGCUCGUUUUCAAAACUCUAGUUACUCUGAUUGAUCUUGAGAAAAAAUUGCAAUACCAGAGUACAGAUUGCCUAGUUUAGUUGUGAAUUAUAAUGGUAAGGUGAUGCUACUGGUGUAUUGGCAGUUAUGACAAGAAUCUCUGUAUUUAUUAACUUAAGAGUUUGCCAGAAUAAGAACUUUUGUAACCAUAGUGAUUCACCAGUUACAAUGGCAAUUGCCUUAUUUGGAGGCGUGUAAUCUAGCGAGAACUGCAGCAUGUAUUGUCUGUGAUCUUUAAAACACAUUGUGUAUUAUCAAAUCCAAGUUGAAAUUUAUUUUUUAUGUGUACUCUCUAUGUCAACUGAGCAAAACAAUCUUACUGCAGGUCACUUAUUUAAGCAUUCAUCGAUAUUGUUUUCUUUUCAUGAUUGAUUGUGAUGCCUAUUAAGAUUUCCAUGUGUUCAUAUUUAACUACUGUGCUCCUGGUGUUAAAAUUGUGAGAUUUUGAAGAUUUUAAUUUUUGUAUGUACCCUGUUAUUUUAUUGAUAUGCUUACUGUUUUGUCAGAUGUUAAAUACAGCAUUUUGGUGUGAUCAGUCCCCAAUACUUGCCAUGGCAUGGGGCAGCACCUUUGUGAUAUUUAUAUAUUGUAUGAUAUAAUUAUGUACACCCUCUCGCUUGAACACAAUUCUGCUCACUGCGUGUUUAUUGGAAAGUCUUGAUCAUAGUGAUAGAAACGUGCAAUUCUGCGUGAUAGUAAAUUACAUGCCGCAGCCGUGUUCAUUGUGUGAACUGCAUAAGUGCCAUGUAGCUUUGAAUUGAAAGAAAUACAUGAUUUGGAGCUAACGCAUGUUUGGGCAAGGAAUCUUGCCGGGUAUGAGCCAUCUGUUUUCUGCAAGAGGCACGAUAGGGGAGUCUGCGGGAAGGAAGUUAACAAUUGCGUAGUCAAAUGAUCUUGUCGUGUCUAUGAUAGUCAUGUGCCUUUUUAUAACUUGGUCAUUUGUAUGUACGUCUAGUCUGCUGGCUAACUCUGAGUCAGAGUUUGCCCUUUGUAAUAGAAGGGAGAAAUGUGCUACAAUAUAGGUGCAAAUGAACCUAUCUCAAACUACAAGCUGCUGUUUGUUGGAUUUCUAUGGAGAGGGAUUUUUGCAAGGGCUUUGGGGACGCGUUCUGUAUUUUAAUAAACACUGAAUGUGACAGAAUGUUCAUGUUCUUGAGCAGAGGGUUAAUUUUGGAUUAUCAUGUCAGUUCUUGUCAUAAUAAUUAUAAUAUUGUAGAUUAUGAUAGUUUUAUGUUUAUAAUAGAGGUAAUGGUAGAAUGAGAAUUGAAGGAAGGGAACGCAAGGGCACUGGAUUGUUUACUCAUGUUUAUUCAUAAUAUUAUGUUUGUGUUGUUGAUGAAAUUGACUUGAACAUUCUCAAAAGCAUAAAUGAACUGAAGGUACAUUUGUGAUUUAUUGUUGCUAUAUGAUAUUUUUGGUUCAUGAAAAAUGUUACCUAUGUAGUGUGAAUUUUCAGUUUAUGUUUAAAAUGGUCUGGGGGAUAAGAAAACUGUUCAUAAUUUGAUCAGAAUGUUUUUAAUGUAUUGAUUACAAUGUAUUGGGUUUAUAUUAACACUAUUUAAGGUGAAAAUACUAGAUUUUUGUGCUAGUCAUAGUAGUAUUCAACAUGUAUUGUAAAAGUUGCCAUAACUUUGUUUAAUUUGUUGUACAAGAUUCUGGAUUUGAAAUUCAAGGUGAUGUUAGUUCAUGACUUGAUCAUCAUUAAUGUGGUCAAUCUUAACUUUGAACAAAUACUUUUUCUUUUCUUUUUUCUUAGAAAAAUCACCCCCCAGGUCACUUUACGCAUUACUAAGUAGUAUAAUGUUUCUGUGAUUAUUAAGACUGUCUAUGCCACUCAUCAAAAUCAAAGUUAGGUGAUUGGUCCUUGACCUGCCCAGGGAACUUGGCUGGGUACGGUUUCAAACAAGCACUGCCAUCCCAUCAGUGCCUGCUCACAGUAAACCACCUAGACACCUUUUUGCCAAAGUGUUUUGUAUACAUUCCUUCAAUAUAUCUACAUAGAUUGUAAUGUUGAUUACAUAACGGGGCAGGUAAGCAGCAUACACCAUGUGUAUCAGAUUGUGAUGUUCUUUUGUAUUUAUUUUUCUCAUGGCAUAUCAGUUCAGAUUCUGGAAUAUGUAUUUUGACAGUUAUGAGUUGUGGAUUUAUUUUAUCACUUGGAACAAUCUGUAAGAUGUAUUGAAGUAAUUGAUGCUUUAUAAUUUUUGGAAGUAAGAUCAGUUAGAAUUGGCAGCUUUGAUGUAACAAGUGGUAAAAAUACGAAGUGGUCAUGACAUAAUUAUUGUGCUCGUAGCAUUGCUUAAAAUUGUAUUAUGAAUAAAUCUUUACCUCAAAA
This is a messenger RNA of Mya arenaria, 11585 nucleotides long. Its product is annotated as protein Gawky-like. The record is from RefSeq and is a predicted model, not a curated record. Gene Ontology annotation, molecular function: protein binding; RNA binding. The coding region runs from base 878 to 5002 and encodes 1374 amino acids. NCBI's taxonomy places the organism in Eukaryota, Metazoa, Mollusca, Bivalvia, Myida, Myidae. Gene Ontology annotation, cellular component: P-body; nucleoplasm. The transcript has 14 exons. Gene Ontology annotation, biological process: miRNA-mediated post-transcriptional gene silencing; positive regulation of nuclear-transcribed mRNA poly(A) tail shortening.